Molecule: messenger RNA, 2173 nt
Organism: Balaenoptera musculus (blue whale)
Lineage: Eukaryota; Metazoa; Chordata; Mammalia; Artiodactyla; Balaenopteridae
Gene: F7
Product: coagulation factor VII
Exons: 8
Coding region: 776-2119 (447 amino acids)
Biological process (GO): blood coagulation; proteolysis
Cellular component (GO): extracellular region
Molecular function (GO): calcium ion binding; serine-type endopeptidase activity
Source: RefSeq, a predicted model, not a curated record
ACCCGCCUGGAACAGCUGGGUCUCCUUGCUCCCCCUCUGAAGAUAAAUGCGCAGAGCUGGUGUCCCCAGCCUCCACCCGUUUAUGGAGAGGAGGCUACUUCUGGAGGAGGCUGGACGCCUGAGUGAGCCUUGCAGGGUGACCGCCAGCCCAACGGGCCCAGGACAGUCCCAGUUAAGUCUGGAAAGUCCAGCGUCCUGAGAAACCCUUUCGUGCCUGGCAGCCAGGAUAGCUGGUCACCCCAGCUGGUGGCCUGGGCCCAGGAGGGCAUGAGGGACAAGACCCGGGCCCUCCAGGGCUGAGACAGGGGCAGGGGCUCUGCUGGGGGCGCGCACCCCUCCCCCUCGCGCUCCCAGAGGGGCCCUUUGGCUGAGAAACCAGGCCUCCCCUGUGACAAAAUAUUCACAUUCACGCCCCAAAUCUGCUCCCCUUUCCCAGUAUCAUCACUGCGGGGGACGGCUCUCCACCCGCAGUUCAGUUCUGUUUCCCAGCUUGCCGUCCUACGUCCUCAGGCUGCAGACUUCUGAGCCGCAUUUGAGCUGCACACGCCAGACAUGCAUCCUGACGCCCGUGUCUCGUCUCGGACAAGGAGCCCGAGUCCCCAGGCCCGUGCCCUGGGGCGGCCCGGCUGUCCCGUCAGCAGGCACUAGGUGGGGGACCGCAUGCCCGUGUGCUUGGGAGGCGAGGCCUCCCUCCCCCACCCUCUCCGGCUCUUGGAGAACUUUGCCCGCCUCCCCACCUGGAAAGUCAACAGACUAAGCGACCCAGGGCCUCGCCAUGGUUCCUCGGCUCCGGGGGUUGGCCCUCCUCUGCCUUCUGCUUGGCCUGCGGGGGUCCCUGGUGGCAGUCUUUGUCUCCCAGGAGCAAGCCCACAGCGUCCUGCACCGGCCCCGGCGCGCCAACUCGUUGCUGGAGGAACUGUGGCCGGGAUCCCUGGAGCGCGAGUGCAGGGAGGAGCUCUGCUCCUUCGAGGAGGCCCGGGAGAUCUUCCAGAGCGAGGAGAGGACGAAUCAGUUCUGGAUUUCUUACAACGACGGGGACCAGUGCGCCUCCAGGCCCUGCCAGAACGGGGGCUCCUGCGAGGACCAGCUCCAGUCCUACCUCUGCUUCUGCCUGGAUGGCUUCGAGGGCCGGAACUGUGAGACGAACAAGAAGAGCCAGCUGAUCUGCCCGAAUGACAACGGGGGCUGUGAGCAGUUCUGCAGGGAUGACGCGGAGGCUGGGCGCACCUGCUGGUGCCACGAGGGCUACGCGCUCCAGGCGGACGGGGUGUCCUGCACGCCCACAGUUGAAUAUCCGUGCGGAAAAAUGCCUGUUCUGGAAAAAAGAAACGACAGCAACCCCCAAGGCCGAAUCGUGGGUGGUCACGUCUGCCCCAAAGGAGAGUGUCCCUGGCAGGCCAUGCUGAAGCUGAAUGGGGCGCUGCUGUGUGGGGGCUCCCUGCUCGACACCGUCUGGGUGGUCUCCGCAGCCCACUGUUUCGACAGACUCAGAAGCUGGAGGAACCUGACGGUGGUGCUGGGCGAGCACGACCUCAGCCAGGACGAGGGUGACGAGCAGGCGCGGCAGGUGGCUCAGGUCAUCGUCCCCGACAAGUACAUCCGGGGCAAGACGGACCACGACCUGGCCCUGCUCCGCCUGGCGCGGCCCGUGGCCCUCGGCGACCACGUGGCGCCCCUCUGCCUGCCCGAGCCGGCCUUCGCCGAGGGGACGCUGGCCUUCGUGCGCUUCUCGGCCGUCAGCGGCUGGGGCCAGCUCCUGGAGCGCGGCGCCACGGCCCGCCGGCUCAUGGCCGUGCACGUGCCCCGGCUCCUGACCCAGGACUGCCGGCAGCAGUCGCGCAGGAGGCCCGGCGGCCCCGUCGUCACCGACAACAUGUUCUGCGCCGGCUACACGGACGGCAGCAAGGACGCCUGCAAGGGGGACAGCGGGGGCCCGCACGCCACCCACUUCCAGGGCACCUGGUACCUGACGGGCGUCGUCAGCUGGGGCGAGGGCUGCGCGGCCGCCGGCCACUUCGGCGUCUACACCCGGGUCUCCCAGUACACGGCCUGGCUCCGCCGGCUCAUGGGCUCCCCGCCGCCCUCGGGGGGCCUUGUCCGGGCCCCGCUGCUGCCCUAGCACCCGCCCCGCAAAUAAAGCCGCCGUGUGUGCCCGGUCUUCGCGGACCAAAGC